UGCAGAAAAUUUUUAAUCACACCUCCAAAAUUGUUUUCUCUGCAUCUGUACCCUUUUAUUUUCUUCUUUGCAAAUAUUUUACAACACAUCAAAACGGUGCUCCAUCUUUUUGUAAUUUAUAAAAUAGCCCCCAGAAACAACUGUAAUAUAUGUACAAAAUGCCGUCUUUACAAGAGGAGCUAUUUCCAUCGACGCCGGGGAAGUUCAAGAUCGACCGCGGCCACACCAUGAACCGCCAGUUCCACCGGUGUUUCGCCUCGACGAGCACCAUGUUUCUCUGGGCUUUGUUCUUGAUAGCCUUGACGGCUUCGUAUUUGAGCUUUCAGAGCUUCGUCGAUUCAGGUAGUCGGUACUUCUCCGCCUCGUGGGGUGGUAUUCAAUGGGAGAAGCAGGUACGUAACUCGGCCCGGAUCCAUCGUUCUGGUGGUAUGUCUGUGCUUGUGACCGGCGCCGCCGGUUUCGUCGGGACCCAUGUGUCGCUUGCCUUGAAAAAGCGCGGCGAUGGCGUCGUCGGUCUCGAUAACUUCAAUAACUACUACGACCCAUCGUUGAAAAAAGCCAGAAAGUCUAUGCUCAACGACCAUGGAGUCUUCAUCGUCGAGGGAGACAUAAACGACGCAAGGCUUCUCGAUAAGCUUUUCGAUGUGGUUGCCUUUACCCACGUGAUGCACCUGGCUGCCCAGGCUGGGGUCCGCUACGCCAUGGAGAAUCCCCAGUCUUACGUCCACAGCAACAUAGCUGGGCUCGUCACCCUUCUCGAGGCUUGCAAAAUGGCCAAUCCUCAACCGGCGAUUGUUUGGGCUUCGUCCAGCUCCGUGUACGGACUAAACGACAAGGUUCCAUUUUCCGAAUUGGAUCGGACUGAUUCUCCGGCGAGUCUCUACGCGGCGACGAAGAAAGCCGGUGAGGAAAUCACUCAUACUUACAACCACAUUUACGGGUUGUCCAUUACCGGGUUGAGAUUCUUCACUGUUUACGGGCCCUGGGGUAGACCCGACAUGGCUUACUUCUCUUUCACCCGGAAUAUCCUUCAGGGCAAGCCCAUUACGGUUUAUCGGGGCAAGAACCGGGUCGACUUGGCCAGAGAUUUCACUUACAUCGAUGAUAUUGUCAAGGGUUGUCUCGGGUCUUUGGAUACGGCCGGAAAGAGUACCGGGUCGGGUGGGAAGAAGAAACGACCCGCACCGUAUCGGAUCUUUAACCUGGGGAACACGUCACCGGUGACUGUACCGACGCUAGUGGACAUACUCGAAAGACAUUUGAAGGUGAAGGCGAAGAGGAAUGUUGUGGAUAUGCCUGGAAACGGCGACGUUCCGUUCACGCAUGCGAAUAUUAGCUUGGCCCGAAGAGAACUCGGGUACAAACCCACAACCGAUUUGCAAACCGGGUUGAGGAAGUUUGUGAGGUGGUACCUUUCUUAUUAUGGAUAUAAUAAUCGCGUCAGCAAAACUGUAAAUUAAAUUAAUAUUUUUUUAAUUUUUAUUUACUUUCCUUUCCUUUUUUUUUUUAAUCUGUAGGAGUUUCUUUCCCAUUUUACCAGAACAAAAGAAAGAAAAUGGGAAAAGAAAAACCUUUUAAGAAGUUUAUUAAAAAAAAAAGAGAGAUACAUUCUUUUUUUUCUUAGUGUUGUUUUCUUAAUUUUGUGUAAAGAAAUAUGCUCGAAAGUUUGUUUA
Messenger RNA from Humulus lupulus (European hop), 1673 nucleotides. RefSeq names its product UDP-glucuronate 4-epimerase 1. Bases 150 to 1460 code for a protein of 436 amino acids. The transcript has a single exon. NCBI's taxonomy places the organism in Eukaryota, Viridiplantae, Streptophyta, Magnoliopsida, Rosales, Cannabaceae. The record is from RefSeq and is a predicted model, not a curated record.